Messenger RNA from Blastocystis hominis, 1929 nucleotides. Its product is annotated as Serine-threonine kinase. Lineage: Eukaryota; Bigyra; Opalinata; Blastocystidae. The transcript is spliced from 3 exons. The record is from RefSeq and is a predicted model, not a curated record. Gene Ontology annotation, cellular component: cytoplasm. Gene Ontology annotation, molecular function: protein serine/threonine kinase activity; ATP binding. Gene Ontology annotation, biological process: protein phosphorylation. The coding region runs from base 1 to 1929 and encodes 642 amino acids.
AUGGCAUCAUUCAUCGGUACUCCAAUAGUCAAUUCUUCUUAUCCACAGCGACAUCAAAGCAGACAACAUCCUAAUCGACAAAAACAACAACAUCAAAAUCGCCGACUUCGGCAUCUCCGUUCUCUCCACCUCCCAAUCCCCCGACCUUCUCCAAGGCGAAUUCGGUACCUUCCUCGCCUCCUCUCCACUCCAGGCUCCCCCUACUGGAUGGCUCCCGAAGUCAUCCAGAUGCAGGCGCCCACCACCAAAUCGGACAUUUGGAGCGUCGGCUGCCUCACGCUCGAGCUCCUCACCGGCAAGCCUCCCUAUUUCAACCUCACCGGCAUGUCCGCGCUCUACCACAUCUGCGAGGACCCCGAGAUCCCCAUCGACGAUCCGCAGCACGUCCUCACUCCCGAUUGUCUCCACUUUAUCCGCGAAUGCUUCCAGAAAAACCCGAACCGACGCAAAUCCGGCGCCCAGCUCCUCGCCUUGCCUUGGUUUGCCGCUCAGCAGAGCCAGCGAAAGAACAGAAUCUUCGUCGACUUCACCGCCAGCCCUGCGCGCAGCCGCGCCGACUCGCGAUCCAGCGCGGCGUCGAGCGGAACCGCGGGGAUGAUCGAGAUUAGUGGGCGCGGAAUCCCGCGAUCGUCGAGUCUGUCGAAGGAAAGCGAGGGAAUUCUGGACGGAUUGGACUUCGGAGACAUGGAGGAGGACUUCUCGGCGACGGCGACGAUGAAGGCGAUGGGGCUGUCGCCGCCCUCGAUGACGCUGCAGCUGCGCGGGUCGAAGGUGAAAUCGGCGUCGAGGACGGCGUCGAGGACGUCGUGGAGGCGAGAAGGCGCGGAUACGAUGGAGAACGUGAGCGAAUCGAGGAUCGUGAUGAGUCUGGCGAUCGUGGAGGAGUUGACGAAGCGAGAGAAAGAGAGAAACGCGGAAACCGCGGUAGGGGUGCUGGAGGAAUUGCUGGAUUGCUGCACGAAGCCGGAGAACGCGAAGGUGAUCGUGAAGGAGAACGGAUUGUACCCUUUGCUGACGUUGAUUCGGCAGAAUCUGCAGAACGAGAAGAAAUGGAGGCGUUGUAACGCGAAGAUUAUUCUGUCCGUCGCCACGUCCGACCCCGAAACCUGCAUUUCUCUCAUGAUGAUGGGCGUUCUGACCAUCAUUACCCACGUCAUCACCGACGAAAUCAACGCCUCUACCGCGCAGGCCGCUUCUUCGCUCAGCCAGUCUGCCGCCAAAACCCAAACCCAAACUCAAACGGUCGUCGCCAGCGCGCAGAAGACGGCGAUCAAGAGCGCGGAGCGGAAGCAAAUCGUGGAUAUCGCGGUGGAAUUGCUGCAGCUGUUCAGCAGCGGACAGGGCGAAGUGCUGGACAUCUUCUUCACCAGCGGAUUGAUCAACUCCGCAGCGAUGCUUCUCAGCCUGAACAAUCUGCAGUACGUGAAAGCGGGGAUCGGGUGUUUAAUCAACGUGUAUAAUAAUAUUUCGUCGGUUCCGCAGAACGUGGUGAUCGACAUUCUCUUCUCUCUCCGCAUCGUUUUGUAUUUAUUCAACGGGAUCAGUUAUUGUCUUUACGACAAGUCCAACGAGGUUUCCACUUUUCCACGGUUUAAAACGAAGGCUUUCCAAGUCGCGUCGCAGCUUUUAGAGCUUCUUCUUUUGUACACAAAGCCGACGACGCCGGAAUACAGCAACACGAUCAUCCGCCACAGCGCUUUAAACACGAUUAUUUGCUCUCUAACGACCGUCAGCUCGACGAUCCGCCCCGGAACUCGCCCGGUGAGCUACUUAGAUGAAUACAAACUGCGCGUGCUUCGAUUGAUGAAGAAUCUGCACACGCUGAAUCACAACAUGUACGAUCAGAACGUUCUCGAUUAUCUUCUUCCUCUCCUCAAUUCCCCCAAUUCCAAUCUCGUCGAAUUCGAUUUCGAUCUUUUGUUGGCAUGA